Perkinsus marinus ATCC 50983 is the source of this 390-nucleotide messenger RNA. RefSeq lists its product as hypothetical. Lineage: Eukaryota; Perkinsozoa; Perkinsida; Perkinsidae. The annotation marks the transcript as partial. The transcript has a single exon. The record is from RefSeq and is a predicted model, not a curated record.
AUGGUGGACAUUCCCGACUAUUUCCGGGAUGAUGGCCUCUCGGCGGCGGAAUUUGUGCGUCAGGUUGAUCAAAGUGCGAGGUACUUCACCACUGUGGACGUUGAAGCUGCUUUUGAGAGCAUACCGGCUGCACCUAGGGCUCAAGACUUGAUGUGUUUUGCUAUCGGCGGUCGCGUAUACCGUAGCAAGGUGGCCCUCCAGGGAUUGGGGCUGAGCCCUCUAUUGUGGCAAUAUCAUAUUCGGCAUGGGCUUCAGACUCUCCUCGGAGAAAGCUACCGUGAGUACUGUGCUAUCUUCAUGGAUGACAUCCUCAUCUGGGGCGAUACUGCUGAUCAGUGUGAACGACGCCGGAAGGUGGUGGUGGCCGCUAUCAAUGCUCUUGGGAAGAGG